Solanum pennellii is the source of this 941-nucleotide messenger RNA. RefSeq lists its product as uncharacterized. The coding region runs from base 17 to 544 and encodes 175 amino acids. Lineage: Eukaryota; Viridiplantae; Streptophyta; Magnoliopsida; Solanales; Solanaceae. The transcript is spliced from 2 exons. The record is from RefSeq and is a predicted model, not a curated record.
UUAGCUUGUGUUGAAGAUGACAGAUUUGUUGAGCUGCUCAUCACCUCAGCCUCACGACAUUAAUAUUCCAUUUUCCUCUCAUCUUCAAACCAAUGCUGCUCAAAGAGACGUCACUUACAGUUGCGGAUCCUGUGGAUAUGAAUUGAACCUCAACUCUUGCAAUCGCAAUACGACAGUUAUUGGGUCAAAAUAUGGAAAAACAAUGAGGAGAGGGGUUCUCUCAUUUCUAUGCAUUGAUGAGAGCAGAUUUACUCAGAUAAGUAAACUUAGAUGCUCACCCUAUUUCAGGUCCAAAAACUCGUGGGGUUUCUUUCAACGACACACUAAACUCUUGUGUCGAAAGUGCAGAAAUUAUAUUGGUAUUUCUUAUACAACUAGUAAUAACAAUGGUACAAGUGGUGCUGCAAUACAUACUGAUGUCAACUCAGAUGCUGCAUUAGCAACACCUAAUUGUUGGGAUGGGCUGUCAGCUUGUACAACUAAUUACGAAAUAAAGAUAUGUGCAUUAAGGCCAUCUGAGAAGGAAGUCAUUAUGCACCAGUAAACUAAGCAAAAUGCUGUAGGAACACACAUGUUUGAAGAAUCUGUUGUGAAGUCGCCGUGUUGCCAAAAAGGAAUGCUAAUAUCAUAAGAAACAGAAGACAGAGUCACUCUGCUCAAGUUUUACCAAGAUGGAUAGUAUACCCUUAUUGCACUUCUUGCUCUUACUUAUGUAUGAUGAUUGUUAAACCGCAGCUCAAAAUGUGUUUUACCUUCAUGUUUCGUUGAACUUAUCAGAGCAAAUGUAAAAACAUAGAAGCAGGGAAGUGGACUCUAAGAUCUCAAUACUUUCUGUAUACGUUAUUCAGUUGAUCACUUGUUCUUUGUUUCUUAGAUCCCUUUCUGCGUAUUUUAGCAGUCACUUGAUGUAACAAAGAUCCUGCCAAAAAUCCUUUAAUUGA